Messenger RNA from Syzygium oleosum, 2802 nucleotides. RefSeq names its product serine/threonine protein phosphatase 2A 57 kDa regulatory subunit B' kappa isoform. NCBI's taxonomy places the organism in Eukaryota, Viridiplantae, Streptophyta, Magnoliopsida, Myrtales, Myrtaceae. The transcript has 3 exons. The record is from RefSeq and is a predicted model, not a curated record. The coding region runs from base 721 to 2217 and encodes 498 amino acids. Gene Ontology annotation, molecular function: protein phosphatase regulator activity. Gene Ontology annotation, biological process: signal transduction. Gene Ontology annotation, cellular component: protein phosphatase type 2A complex.
GGAGGAGGAGGAGGAGGAGGAGCCCAAAGACAUUCAUCAACUUUUUCUCCGAUUCUCAGAUUCUGGCCCUCUCUCUUUCUUCCCCUUUUCCCUUUUUUUCCACCCGUUCCAGAUCUUUCAAAGAACCGCAGUGUGUGGGGGGAUCAUCGUGCGAGAUUCAAACCCAAGAUCUCCCACACGAGCUUAAGGGAAAAUUCCGUGGUUUCUUUAAGGACCCAAAUCUCCUCGUCAUCGCAUCGCACGCUCCUGUCGUUCUUUCUUGCGGUUCGCGAGUUCAUGUCUGUGUCUCUGUGUCUCUGUCUCUCGUUCUUGCCCGGACGCAUGCAUGGGCGAUUGAAGCAUUCGUCGCCUGAACAGGGGCUCUGUUUUCUUCGCCUCUAGCACCAAAUGCUGAUACCCGCUUCUUCUUUUCGUCAGAGUUUCAUGCCCCCAGUGAGAUUUCUUUAGCUGCCGUUUCUUUUCUUUCUUGCGAAGAAGGAAAGUUCUUGAUUUUGAUCCGCCCACGAUCCAACUCUCGCCUGUUUUGGACAUCUGGGUCUUGCCCGAUUCCCCCAAUGUCGCUCCCCAUCGAUCCUCGCCGGAGUGGUUAGGGUUUUGUGCCGCUUCUGUUAGGCGUCAGUGCUCGUUUUUUAACUUAAAGGAACGAUCUUGGAUGCUUUUGAUUCGAACCCUCUUUCUCGAUUGACCCUUUCGCUUUGUCCUUUUGGGUUUCCCUCCACGAUGCUUAAGCAGAUUCUCAGUAAAAUCCCCAGGAGAACGCCCAGGUUGGACUCGGGCGAGUCGAUUCAGUCCGCCUCGGGGUCUCCCGAUGGCGCUCAGAAAUCGGGCGGCGGCAAUUCGUCGUCUGCUCGAUCCAAUGGGCCGAGGCGCGCGUCCUCGGUGGUCUUCCCGGCGAGCGUGAUCGCCGGGAUCGAGCCCUUGGUGCCGUUCAAAGAUGUCCCGGCAUCCGAAAAGAUGAAUCUCUUGGUGAGUAAACUGAGCCUUUGCUGCGUAACAUUCGAUUUCACGGACCCGGGGAAGAAUACCAUGGAGAAAGAUGUUAAGCGGCAAAUCCUGAUCGAGAUUCUGGAAUUCGUAGCAUCUGGAUCAGUCAGGUUCGCCGAACCCGCGGUUCUAGCGAUGUGCAGGAUGUGUGCUAUUAAUUUGUUCCGGGUGUUUCCGCCUAGUUAUCGGUCCCAUUCGACUGGUAGUGGCGGCGAGAACGACAACCACGAUGAUCCGAAGUUCGAUCCUGCUUGGUCACAUUUGCAGGUGGUGUACGACAUACUGCUUAAGUUCAUUACCUCGUCUUGUCUGGAUAUAAAAGUUGCUAAGAAGUAUAUCGACCAUGCUUUCAUAUUGAGAUUGCUUGAUUUGUUUGAUUCUGAGGAUCCCAGAGAAAGAGAGUGUCUGAAGACUGCGUUGCAUAGAAUUUAUGGGAAAUUUAUGGUUCACAGGCCUUUCAUAAGGAAGUCCAUAAGCAGUAUAUUCUACCGGUUCGUGUUUGAGACCGAGAAGCACAAUGGGAUUGCUGAAUUAUUGGAGAUUUUCGGAAGUGUGAUCAGCGGGUUUGCAUUGCCUCUAAAAGAAGAACACAAGAUCUUCUUUUCGAGGGUUGUAAUUCCUCUGCACAAGCCUAAGUCUUUGGGUGUGUACUUUCAACAGCUAUCGUAUUGUAUAAUGCAAUUUAUAGAGAAGGAGCCUAGGUUAGCCAGUGUCGUGAUAAAGGGGUUAUUGAAGUAUUGGCCAAUAACUAAUAGCCAGAAGGAAGUGAUGUUCUUGGGUGAGAUAGAAGAGAUCCUGGAAACGAUUAACACGGUAGAGUUUGAGAAGGUCAUGGUCCCGCUUUUCUUGCGGAUCAGUUGUUGCAUCAACAGCUUCCACUUCCAGGUGGCUGAGAGGGCCCUUUUCUUAUGGAACAAUGAGCAAAUCGGCGGCUUGAUGGCGCACAACAGGUGGGCGAUCAUGCCCAUUGUGUUCCCGGCCCUAGAGAAGAACGCCCGGGGCCACUGGAACCCAGCGGUGCUCAAUCUGACCCUCAGCGUGAAAAGGAUGUUCUCGGAGAUGGAUGAGGAACUGUUCUUGUCCUGCCUAGCUCAGUCCCAGGAAGAAGGAGAAAGGCUGAGGCUAGUGGCGGAGAAGCGGAACGAGGCAUGGAAGAGAUUAGAAACCGCGGCCAGUCACCAGCCGCUCAUUUGCUUGUGCCGCUCGAGCGCCGCCACCCUCACUCUUCCGUAAAAUCCUCCUCGACGUGGUGUCGGGUUAUUGUGAAGUACCAGGUGAUUUCCUUUCUAUUGUAUUGGAUCCGCAUCGUAGAUUUGGUGACCGAAAAAUAGGGGGGGAUCGAACUGGUAGGAGAUGUAUGCGAGCAGCCACCGGGAUAGGUUUGCAAGUCUAUAUACGGAGAGAGCCCGGCGUGCGGUCCGUUUUUGUGUUUGAUUCAUGUCGGCUUGAGUCGAACUUCGGGUAAUCUACAGUUCCUAGUGAAGCCUGAUUUCAGCUAGGGUCGUGAUGUUGAUGCACGGUCAUAUGAACUAGGCGCAUCCGGAUCGAGCACGAGCUCUUCCAUUGUCUUUCUAGGAUUCCAAAAGUUGCAUAAAAUGUUAGGUCCGGAAUCAACUUCGAUCCUUAGUGAUCUCGACGGCUAUGUCGGCGCUACUCUCGCCGACGAACUCGAAAGAAAGUGAUGACGGCUUGUAGCAAGCGAAAACGAGCCGUUCCCUCGAAAAGUAACUGACUCGAUGAAAUUAUUGCCGUAAAGUUACCGACUUACGUUGGAGAAACUACUAGCAUGGUACGCAAUAGUGUAGAAGGAGCUGGAUU